Messenger RNA from Bactrocera dorsalis (oriental fruit fly), 1054 nucleotides. RefSeq lists its product as uncharacterized. NCBI's taxonomy places the organism in Eukaryota, Metazoa, Arthropoda, Insecta, Diptera, Tephritidae. The transcript has 2 exons. The coding region runs from base 128 to 1054 and encodes 308 amino acids. The record is from RefSeq and is a predicted model, not a curated record.
CAAGUCAAAACGGACAGAUAUUUUUGAGAUUAGAAAAACAUUUUUAUGUACAAAUCAGUAAUUUGAAGCUUCUUUUCUCUGUUGUAUAUAUAUAUUUUGUAAAUCAUUAUUAAAUUAGCCUUUAGCAAUGGACAACACGACUGAAGACUAUCGUAAUCAAUGGAAACACCAUUUUUUAGAUCACAUGAAAUCGAAAUUACAACCAAGUACCGGACAGGCAUGCCAAGAACAUACGAGUCACAUGAGCAAAAUACCCGAAUAUGAGAGCUACAAACAGCAACGCCGACAGGCACAACGCUCCAGCGGUGGGGAUGCAGAUCGGGCGCUCUACGAUAUGCCUUAUCCCGGUCACAGCAGUCAGGCCGACAGUUAUCGCGGCAGUAGUUACAACGAGAACGGCAACUUUAAUCGUCACUACCAGCCCAAAUCAAAGCAAGCGCCGGCAUUACCUUCGUCUAGUAACGCUAACUCACACAAAAUGCAUGGCAUGGACGCCAAUGUAUAUUUAUAUGAAACUGAUUCCAAUAUGGGCGGCGUUGGACCGGGUUCCGAGGAAAGUAAUAAAUCACAGAAGUCUUCAAAAACUGUGGUUAGCAAAAAGAGUUCACAAGACUUACGCAAGAUGGUUAAAUCGCAGUGUAAGCUACACGAAGUGAUUGAUGAGACUUUGAAACAAAUGUGUACUACCGAACCGUAUACUUACACUGAAAGUGUUAAUGCUAGCACGAAGGAACAGGCGGGGCAAAUGGGUUUGCAGAAAACACCGGGUUCGUGCAAGCGUUGCACCGAUAAAGUGUAUGCACGUUCAAGCCAAAAAGAUGUGAUGACUGAAAUGUCCAAAGGUGACUUUCUUGAAUGCCGCUCAGGUGAUACAUUAACUAUAUCGGUGGAUGAUGUUGUGAAUUCGAAAGUGAUUAAUCCGAUGAUACGUAAAUUACAACGCAUGUAUUUGAACAACUUGCGCGAAGAGAUGUCACUGAUGGAAGAUUUGGAACGUUUGCCACACAAAGUAAAUGAAGUUUACAAAGCCACCAUAUUUAAACAGAAAGAAUAA